Molecule: messenger RNA, 6302 nt
Organism: Betta splendens (Siamese fighting fish)
Lineage: Eukaryota; Metazoa; Chordata; Actinopteri; Anabantiformes; Osphronemidae
Gene: ppm1aa
Product: protein phosphatase, Mg2+/Mn2+ dependent, 1Aa
Exons: 6
Coding region: 403-1557 (384 amino acids)
Biological process (GO): positive regulation of canonical NF-kappaB signal transduction; positive regulation of canonical Wnt signaling pathway; protein dephosphorylation
Cellular component (GO): cytosol; nucleus
Molecular function (GO): protein serine/threonine phosphatase activity; manganese ion binding; magnesium ion binding
Source: RefSeq, a predicted model, not a curated record
CAUCAGAAGCUAACGUUAGCUAGCAAGCUGUCAAGCUGUCAAGUGGAGAGGCUGAGACAGAGGUUUCAGCUUCCCCUGGCUUGGCCAUACAACGCUCCGGUCCACAAAUUUACAGAGAAAAUCCGUUAGAAAAUACUUUAGUUCGCCAUCUGAGAUAAUGUAAUGCAUUACGGGCGUAAGCAAAGAGGGACCUCCGCAAUUUCACAAUUUAUAUGCACUGAGUCUUGAGUGACGAUUCCCUUUUGCUAACUGGCUAGCUAGCCUAGCGUAACCGCCGCAAACCUCCUAGAUUCGACGGCCUAUCUUUUGUGGUGUGAAGUGCGGGUCAUCGGUCCUGGUCACUGUUGAUGCUUCUGUCGCUGUUAUUCUGAAUAUUGGAUAUUUGGUUUUAAAAAGGACACAAUGGGUGCGUUUCUGGACAAACCAAAGAUGGAAAAGUACAAUUCCCAUGGGGAAGGUAACAGCCUGCGAUAUGGGCUGAGCAGUAUGCAGGGUUGGCGGGUAGAGAUGGAAGAUGCGCACACAGCAGUAAUUGGCCUGCCUCAUGCUCUUGACCUUUGGUCAUUCUUUGCUGUUUAUGAUGGGCAUGCUGGCUCUCAGGUGGCCAAGUACUGCUGUGAGCACCUGCUGGAGCACAUCACCAGUAACUCAGACUUCCAGAGUGCUCUUCAAGAGGAUCCAUGUGUAGAUAGCGUGAAGAAUGGGAUACGCACAGGAUUCCUGCAGAUUGACGAACACAUGCGAACCAUCUCUGAAAAGAAGCAUAGUGUUGACCGCAGUGGUUCUACUGCAGUGGGAGUGAUGAUUUCUCCGAGCCAUAUCUACUUUAUCAACUGCGGCGACUCACGUGGGCUCCUGAGCCGAGGCGGAACGGUGCACUUCUUCACACAGGAUCACAAACCCAGCAAUCCUCUGGAAAAGGAAAGAAUCCAGAAUGCCGGUGGCUCAGUCAUGAUCCAGCGAGUUAAUGGGUCCCUUGCUGUAUCUCGGGCUUUGGGAGACUUCGAUUACAAGUGUGUGCAUGGAAAAGGUCCAACAGAGCAGCUUGUGUCUCCUGAGCCUGAAGUUUAUGCAAUAGAAAGAUGUGAGGGUGAAGAUGAAUUCAUUAUACUAGCUUGUGAUGGCAUCUGGGAUGUCAUGGCCAACGAGGAACUGUGUGACUUUGUAAGGUCAAGGCUAGAGGUGACAGAGGAUCUUGAAAGAGUCAGCAAUGAAAUUGUUGAUACUUGCUUGUAUAAGGGAAGCAGGGACAAUAUGAGUGUUGUGUUAAUCUGCUUUCCUGGAGCCCCAAAAGUAUCUCCAGAAGCAGUGAAGCGAGAGGCAGAACUGGAUAAGUAUCUGGAGUCAAGAGUAGAAGAGAUUGUCAAAAAGCAGGGGGAAGAAGGUGUCCCAGAUUUGGUCCAUGUUAUGCGGACGUUAGCAUCUGAGAGCAUCCCUAACCUUCCUCCUGGAGGAGAGCUCGCAAGCAAACGAAGUGUUAUUGAAGCGGUGUACAACAAACUGAACCCUUACAGAUGUGAUGACACAGACUCUGCAUCCACAGAUGACAUGUGGUAACACAGCCUCCUACCACUAACACAGCAUAGAGUUUACAAACCACCAUCCUCUCAAGACCCACAGCAGCUCAGCUCAGCAGUCUGUCUCCCUGUCACUCUGAGCUUUUGGUUUCUAAGGGAAUUUCAUGGGAGGAAGAGGAGGAGGAGGAAGACGAGAAGAUGCAUGCACACAAACCUGGAAUAGUGCAGCACCAGUCCACUCUGGAGUUCAGGAUCCCCAGCGUCAUGUCUCCCCUUUAUGUUCACCUACCUUUAACACUCUCCUGUAAAGUAAUCCAUAACAAGUGAGUGCACAAGGUUUUUUCUUUUUGUUUAAUAAUCAGCUUAAGUAGUAGGAUUUUUUUAGCUGUAAUUAAUUUGAGUCACAUUUCCUUGUGUGUGUUUGUAUAUUUCUGUUUUUGUGAAGUGCAAUUGUCCUGUACAAACAGCCUGUAUUUAAUGCAGCUUGAUUUUAAGUUAAAAAUGAAAGAAAUGAAAAAGAGAACCUUUUUAUGCACUAUCUGCCUUUUCCUGCUCUUCUGAAAUUCUAACAAAAAAAUGCUCCAGGCACAAUGUCUCUGUGCUUUUUUUUUUGUCAGUUAGUCUAUGCUCCUUUUUAAGAAACGGGUAAACUGUAUAGUUGACAGCACAGUAAGCUCUAUAUAUCAAACCAUUUAAAUCCUAAUUGUGUUUCCCCUGUGCUUUUUUGUUAUUAUUUUUGUAAGUGGUUUUCUGUACAUGCUCAAAUAAUUAGCGCAAAGUUUUGAAAGUGUGAAGUGAAAAAUAAUUUUUCGUUUUUCCAUUUAAGGCAUUUGAGAAAAAAAGAAAACAACAUUUUUGCUGGUGCAGAUAGAUACUUGCGAGCGUGUGGCUGCUUGUGUGUAUGUAUGCUCACGUGUUAAUUUAAAGGCAGAUUUGUAUGUGCAACUCUAAUUUAGAAUUACCCAAUAUCAAGUUUUCCAUAUCAACCCAGCAUAGGCUUUCACUACUACUUAUUCCAAAAAGCUAUGGAUAACAGAGUUUACAUGCUGUUACGCUGUUGGAACAACUUCAUGCUAUAUUUCAGAUCUGUGCUGGGAUCUGAGAAGAGACAAAGUAGUUUAUUUUCCUCAUGUACAAUGACUUGCAGCUAGUCAGUCCUUGACUAGUUAUAACGUCUAUUGUGUCAUAUUAAAAUAUCAGUUUUUAAGCAUACUUUGUUGACCAGUGCCCACUGCGGGUGCCAUAUUUCAGCUUUAUGACAGCCUACACCAAGUUUUAUUUUCUUUCAGUUUCUUUUGGUACAGGUAGAUUUUUAGCGUUAGCCUUUAACAUUGAUCAUUUAAUUAAUGUGAACAGUUUAAGCACUGAAUUUUAGAGAAAAUUUCCCAAUAACCAGUGUAAAGAUCGGGGAAACUGUUGACCAUAAAAUUUAGUAGACCGUGUUUAUCACAUGGUAUUUAUUUGGACAUUCAAACCAAGAACAAAUUUAUUGUUGUUAUAUAGCACCUUUUUAUUCCUGUUGGUUUGUUGUACCUAAAACCAUGUCCCUGCAGCCCCAGAAGUGAGAGCACAAUAUAGAUUGCUGCUAUAAGGUAUGAUCUGCAGGUUAAAUUCUCUCUCUCCUCUCUUUCUCUGUUUUUCAAAAUCCCCAUUCUGAAAAAAAUGAAUAGUCACUGACGAAAUCUGUAUUUAACACACACACUGAUAUAUUCAACAGAAAUGUUUUUUAUUUCAGAUUUAUUUUUUGCCGUUUUGUCUAAAAUUGCAUUGUUGGAAAUUUAUGUAUGUAUAUAUUUUUGACCUAAACUUUCAAGGAAUAAAUCAUGUGGCUUGAGUUAUAGCUUGUUGUCAUAGGCAAAAUGUGAUUUUGGUCUAACUUGGGAUGAUUAGUCCGUGUGCGCAAGCAGUUUCCUUCCGAUCGCUUGGGGUCCCUCCAGUCAACACUGAAAGCUUGAAUAUUUAAACAGUAGUAAUGUACUAAAUUAUAAAUUCUUUAACCUAAUGACAAUCCUAACUACUUCGCCAUAGUGGUGGAUAGCAGAUCAGACUUAAGACUAAACUAAAAUUUUGACUAAAAACCUACAUUAGCUGCUCUCUAGUGCACUUUUGUGACAAAAAGGCCAAAGACCACUUAACUUUUACAGUGGCAAAGUCUAGAUCAGAAAUAAUGGUAAGAAAGGACCGUCUACCAACCUAUAACCCCUUAAUUUUUUCAUUUCAUUCUUUUUAAAGGUGCUCUGUGGAGUUUUUGACACCUGGUAGUGCUGUAGAGAAAUGGGUGGGUUUGACGGGUAGGGUCCUGCUCUACUGGUAUGAAAGUAAGAACAUACAGAACAAUCGCACUAGGAGAUUGCUGGGUGCAGGAGGCAGUAAUGUGGUGGCAAUACAGUGCCAAUAAAACACACGUCAUUUAGAAGGUGAUGCGAAAAGUGCAAGUUUAAAAACGGGGGGAAAAUUAAAAUGUUAUGAGCUUUGGAAGAUUGUUAAACCUUAAAGACACACAAUGCAUUUUGGUAUGAAAUUUUGAAUGUAAACCUAAUGGUGAAAACUCCAUAAGGAAUCUUUAAACGACUAAGAAGUUCAACAUGGUCCUAACUCAGUAUUGAGUUAGAUUAAUCAACUGUAAAAGUGUCAAAUAACCACUUCAAUUUCCUUUCCUAUGUUUUUUUGCAUCAAAAGAUGUCAUUGAAUAUUUCUCCUAUUUAAAAUCUAAACUUGGGGAAGAGGUGGCGUUUAAACACAGUAUUUACAACCAAUAUUGUAAAUUGUACUCACAUUGUGUAAAACGCAGAGUCAUCUUAUUGACAAACUGUAUGCAAAUGCAUUUUUCAUUUGUAAGCAGCGUAUUUUGGUCUGUAAGUUGUUCUAUUAUGUGCAGCAUUGCUCGUGUUAAGUGAGAGCACUAAAUGUCCCUCAUCAGUAAUCUGCACUCAGCCACUCAUUUCACCCCCACUAGGUGUCGACUCUUAAAGAAACAUUUCAGGCUUUUCUUUCUUUAAGCCUAAUGAACAAACUAACAUUUGUAUAAUUUUAACCUCCACUUUCUGGGCUGUUUUCGAGAACAUUUGUCAUAAUAUGGCAAAUGUUUAAGUCACUGUCCAACAUGUCUAAUGGUCAAGUAGAACCUGAGGAAGAAGAGCAUUUGGAUUUUAAAAACUGCUACAGUUAGAGUAAUGACAUUGUGAGUAGUUUUACUAUAAUUCAUCACAUUUGGUUGAUUAAAUGUAAAAUUGUCAAUGCAACUGUUACUUUUGCAUCACUCAAAAAAUCCCAAGUAUUUAUAUUCACACUUUGAUUUUUCAUGAACUUAAAUACCUCAUACUUUUAUAGGACAUUUUGUUUUAUUCUUCCUUUUGUGUUUUCCUGUUUAGAUCCAGACUGUUUGAAAAGUGAUUUAACGAGCAGUUCUCCUGUGGUUGUUCCAGUUUACCUAAUGAUUUUAACACUGGUCCGAUUGGUGUACACCUGUGCUCCCAGUACUUGACUGAAUUGUACUGAUAACAAAAGAAGUGAUGACUUACUGAAGAUAACUAUUUUAGUGACUAAGAGUACUAUUGGCCUUGCUGUAUAGGCUGACACCCUCUCUCCCACCCAAGACAAUGACCUCAGGUGCCCACCUGUGUAAUCUCACCAACUAUGUCCACUUGUGUAACGCUCAAUUAGCUCAAGUCUAGAAUUGUACCAAGAGUUCAGGGUUUUAGAAAUGUGAGGUGUGUGAGAAAAUAGGUGUGACUAAACGACAAUAGUCAUAUGCACUGAUCAUCUGUAUAAUCAGCUUUUUUUUUUUCAGAAAAUUGCUAUUGUAGAAAAAAGAUUAUGAAGCUAUUUACAGAGUUACCUUUGGUUGCCUGGAAUGCAUCCUGUAUAUUCUUGUAUGGAGGACUACCUGGCAGAAGUAGAAGAGAUUUUAAAUACUUGCGCCCUCUUGUACAUAUUGAUGUACCUCAGUUGUGGCGUUUACUGUGUGACCCUUAGUGGUGGUUUAUUUGUCCCCUUGCAGGACGACCUGAGCCUCACUUUGCUGACCUUUUCUCAGCUCACAAAUAAGCUCACCGAUUUGCCUUACCCGAUCUCAUGUUGCCCCCUAAAGUUCUUAGUCAACAAAACACUAGGAAGAGAGUAAUGCUGCUGACGUUACACUCUUUCAGAUUGAAAACUGUCUUCAUGUUAGGGUACUUAAGCUUUCAGCAAAGUGACUUUGUCCUGGUUGUCACAAGGUACAACUUUUCAACCAUCGCUGGUUUGUUAUGCUGUUUAUUUUGCCAUGUUACCUUAUUUCCGGUCUUGAAAGCUUAUUUAAUUUUCCACUGCAGAUGAUGUCAUACUUUUAACAAAUGCAAGUGUUUUAACAUGGUAACCUCGUAAGCAUUCAAAAUGUGCAUACAUACAUUCUUGUCUGCUAUAUUUAUGAUUACAUUCAAGAAUAGCUUUAGAGUGCUGUAGAUAAAUAUUGUCAAUGUUGAUUCAAAUGCUUCUCAGAGGCCUCUGUGAGUGAUUUUACAAAGUUCAAUAACUGUAAAUUUUGUAUUAUGUUCUAGCUCCGAAGGAAUGGCAGGAAAAAAGAAAAUGUUUAAAAAAGCUUUGUUCCCUGAACUAAAUUGUACUAUUUGUGUUGUCGAUUGAACAAAUUGCAUUCCUUGCUUGUGAAUUGAUGCAUUUCUGUCCAUGCUCCUUAAAUUUUCUCCCCUUCUUUCCCUCCUAUCUUUCAUUUUUUAGCCUUUGAAGUUUGAAUAAAAUUUCUAGUUUGCAGAAUGUAUUACUAAAUAAAUGGGUUGUCAUCUUGUA